Hansenula ciferrii is the source of this 1782-nucleotide messenger RNA. Its product is annotated as Siderophore iron transporter. The coding region runs from base 1 to 1782 and encodes 593 amino acids. Gene Ontology annotation, molecular function: siderophore-iron transmembrane transporter activity. NCBI's taxonomy places the organism in Eukaryota, Fungi, Ascomycota, Saccharomycetes, Phaffomycetales, Wickerhamomycetaceae. Gene Ontology annotation, biological process: siderophore transmembrane transport. The record is from RefSeq and is a predicted model, not a curated record. The transcript has a single exon.
AUGGAAAAUAAAUCAAAUAUAACCAUUGAAGAUAUUUCAAAGAAUGAAACACAAAACUCAGAAGAUCAUGAAUCAAAUCCUACCUCAAAUAAUCUUCAUUCUCGUGAUUUCCAAAAAGCUUGGUCCAAAAAAUUAAUUAUAAUAUCUUACAUCAUUUUAAUUUUCACAACAUUUGUUGAAUCAUUUGCUGCUGAUUCCACAGUAGCAUUAAGUUCAUAUGCAACGUCAUCGUUCAAUAAUCAUACAUUGAUAUCAACAGCUCAAGUUGUUUACAAAAUCACUGCAGUUUGUGGAUAUCCAAUCUUGGCUAAAUUAGCAGAUUUAUUAGGUCGAGGUGAAGGAUUUGGAUUAACUGUUUCAUGUUAUUCAUUAGCAUAUAUUCUUUUCGCUACAUGUAAGAAUGGUGCAGGAUAUAUUGUUGGUGAAGUGUUUUUCGCAAUUGGUAGAAUUGGAUUCAAAUUAUUUCAACAAGUUUUUUUAGCUGAUACAACAAAUCUUUUAAAUCGUGGUAUUUGGUCAACUUUACCUAAUGCAAUCUCUGGUGUUCCAAGUACUUAUGCUGGUAGUUAUAUUCAAGAUGCCUUUUUGGAACAUUCAACUUGGAGAUGGGCAUAUGGAUGCUUUGCGAUUGUUUUAGGUGUUUGUGUUAUACCAUUGACUACUAUAAUGAUAAUUAUUGAUCAUAAGGCUAAAGCUAAAGGUUUAAGAAAAUCUCCUAAAAUAUUAGAAAAUAUAGACAAGAACCAACCAUGGUGGAAGAGUCUUCUCCAAAUCUUGGGGUUUGAAAUUGAUAUUAUUGGUGGUAUAUUACUUGUUUUAGGAACUGCAUUAUUCUUUAUACCAUUCACCUUAACUGGCAAUGCUACUCCAUAUAGAUGGUCAGAAGGUAGACUAAUAGCAAUGAUUGCUAUUGGAUUCAUCAUCAUUAUAGGGUUCAUAAUAUGGAAUUUUUCAUCAAAACAUAAACCAUUGAGAAAUAGAUCACCUUUCAUCCCAUCACAAUCAUUAGCUUCAAGAACAAUCAUUGUGAUUUUAAUAAUGACUGCAUUAGAUGCAAUGGAAAACUCUGCUUUUAAUGUUUAUUUCUCUACAGUUUUACAAGUUGGUGGUUAUUAUUCCGCAGGUCAAGCUACAAGAAUUGAUAAUGCCAAAAAAAUAUCAAUUGAUAUUGGAAGUGUUAUAACUGGGAUUUUGAUGAAAUAUACACACCAUACAAAAGUAUAUGUAUUUAUUGGUGUUCCAUUAUUGAUUCUUGGCCAUGGUUUAUUAGUGUAUUUUAUGAAUCGUAAUGGGGUAAUGGAAAGAACUAUAUUAUUAUAUAUGAUGGAAAUUUUCACUGGGGUUGGUAGAGCAUUUUAUCAAUGUGCUUUACAAGUAACUAUACAAGCUAUAGCUGGUGUAAAUGGUAUAGCUAUGUCUACAGGGAUUUUUUUCUGCUUCCAAAUAAUUGGUGCUUUAAUAGGUACAGCAAUUGCAGGUGGUAUUUGGAAUGAAAUUUUAAUUAAGAAAUUAAAUAAAUAUUUACCAUUAGAAGAAAGGAAAAAUACAACAAAGAUAUUCAAAUCUAUAAAAGUGGCAAUGAGUUAUGAAAAAGGUUCAAUUGAAAGAGAUGCAAUAUCUUUAAGUUAUCGUGAAACUAUACAAAUAAUUGGAUAUGUUGCACUAGGGUUAAUUGGACCAAUGUUGAUUUUGAUGUUUUUUGUUAAAGAAGUUAAAUUGGAUGAAAAAAGAGACGUUUAUAGUAGCGAUGAAGAAGAAAUAUCUGAGAAUAAAAAUGAGUAA